Molecule: messenger RNA, 5153 nt
Organism: Enhydra lutris kenyoni (northern sea otter)
Lineage: Eukaryota; Metazoa; Chordata; Mammalia; Carnivora; Mustelidae
Product: semaphorin 4G
Exons: 15
Coding region: 441-2963 (840 amino acids)
Biological process (GO): semaphorin-plexin signaling pathway; negative regulation of axon extension involved in axon guidance; positive regulation of cell migration
Molecular function (GO): semaphorin receptor binding; chemorepellent activity
Source: RefSeq, a predicted model, not a curated record
CCUCCGGCCGCGGCCCCUUCCUCCCGCAGCUGGUGCUGUGGGGCCGCGGAGCAGCGCAUCGCAGUCUCUAUGGCCCGGGAUCCGAGCGCAAAGAAAACGGACCUCAGAGAACCAGGACUAGUCCUUCUGUCGGGGCAGGGUGAUCCCAUCAGUGACCUACAACCCCUCUAUGACCCUACAACAACUCCCUCCCACCAUGGAGUUUGUAUUUGAUACAGAAAGGCAGUGUGUGAUCCAUCCCUCCCUCUGACCUCUAACCUGGGAUUCCAUGGCCACACAACCCUGUGAUUCCAUGUCCCCUCGAUUCCAGGACCCUCCCUGGCCCCAUGACCCCUGACCUUCCAAGUGACCUCUCUGGACCUUGACCCCUGUGACUGACCCCUGUGGCUCUGACCCUGGCUCGCCUUGGGGUUCUUACCAGUGUGGGCCUCCCCAGGAAAAUGUGGGGGAGGCUCUGGCCCCUCUUCCUGAGCUUCCUCACAGCAACAGCCGUCCCUGGACCCUCAUUGCGGAGACCAUCCAGAGAACUAGAUGCCACCCCGCGGAUGACCAUCCCCUAUGAAGAGCUCUCUAGGACCCGGCACUUCAAGGGUCAAGCUCAGAACUACUCAACACUGCUGCUGGAGGAGUCCUCUGCAAGACUGCUGGUUGGAGCCCGAGGUGCCCUGUUCUCUCUCAAUGCCCGUGACAUAGGAGAUGGGGCGCACAAAGAGAUCCGCUGGGAGGCCUCCCCAGAGAUGCAAAGCAAAUGCCAUCAGAAAGGGAAAAACAACCAGACGGAGUGCUUCAACCACGUGCGAUUCCUUCAGCGGCUCAACGCCACCCACUUCUACGCGUGCGGGACUCAUGCCUUCCAGCCCCUCUGCGCGGCCAUUGAUGCUGAAGCCUUCACCUUGCCAGCAAGCUUCGAAGAGGGGAAGGAGAAGUGUCCUUAUGACCCAGCCCGUGGCUUCACAGGCCUCGUCAUUGAUGGAGGCCUCUACACAGCCACGCGGUAUGAAUUCCGGAGCGUCCCUGACAUCCGCCGGAGCCGUCACCCGCACGCCCUGAGGACGGAGGAGGCACCCAUGCAGUGGCUCAACGAUGCUGAGUUUGUGUUCUCUGUCCUGGUGCGGGAGAGCAAGGCCAGCGCCGUGGGGGACGAUGACAAGGUUUACUACUUCUUCACGGAGCGUGCCACUGACGAGGGCCCCAGCAGCUUUGCUCAGAGCCGCAACAGCCACCGUGUGGCCCGCGUGGCCCGUGUGUGCAAGGGAGACCUGGGAGGAAAGAAGAUCUUGCAGAAGAAGUGGACAUCCUUCCUUAAGGCGCGUCUCGUCUGCCACAUUCCACAGUAUGAGCUGCUCCGUGCUGUCUGCAGCCUGGACGCCGACACCUCAGCCCGCACACACUUCUACGCGGCCUUCACGCUGACCACCCAGUGGAAGACCCUAGAGGCCUCAGCCAUCUGCCGCUACGACCUGGCCGAGGUGCAGGCUGUCUUCGCAGGUCCCUACAUGGAGUACCAGGAUGGUGCCCGGCGCUGGGGCCGCUAUGAGGGUGGGGUGCCAGAGCCUCGGCCUGGCUCAUGCAUCACAGAUUCACUGCGCACACGUGGCUACAACUCAUCCCAGGAUUUGCCGUCCCUGGUCCUGGACUUUGUGAAGUUGCACCCGCUGAUGGCCCGGCCUGUGGUGCCCACACGUGGAAGGCCCCUGCUGCUCAAGCGAAACGUGCGCUACACGCACCUCACAGGGACUCCUGUCUCCACACCCGCUGGGCCCACCUACGACCUGCUCUUUCUGGGCACAGCUGAUGGCUGGAUCCACAAGGCCGUGGUGCUGGGCUCUGGGAUGCACAUUAUCGAAGAGACGCAAGUGUUCAAGGAGCCCCAGUCCGUGGAAAAUCUGGUCAUCUCUCCAGUGCAGCAUAGCCUCUACGUGGGGGCCCCUAGUGGAGUCAUCCAGCUACCACUGUCUAGCUGCUCCCGCUACCGCUCCUGCUACGACUGCAUCCUGGCCCGGGACCCCUACUGUGGCUGGGACCCCAGCACCCGUGCCUGCAUUGUAUUCAGCAGGUCCCAGGGUAGCAGGACAGCACUGAUACAGGACAUGGAGAGAGGCAACCGAGGCUGCGAAGGCCACAGGGACUCAGGGCCACCACCACCCCUGAAAACUCGCUCUGUACUCCGAGGGGAUGAUGUCCUCCUGCCCUGUGACCAGCCAUCCAACCUGGCCCGGGCCUUGUGGCUGCUUAAUGGGAGCACGGGCCUGAGUGACGGGCAGCAUGGCUACCGUGUGGGUGUGGAUGGGCUGCUGGUGACAGACAUACAGCCUGAGCACAGUGGCAACUAUGGCUGCUAUGCCGAGGAGAACGGCCUCCGCACCCUGCUGGCCUCCUACAGCCUCACCGUCCGUCCAGCCACGCCUGCCCCAGCUCCGCAAGCCCCUGCCAUACCCGGGGCGCAGCUGGCGCCUGACGUGAGGCUGCUCUACGUGCUGGCCAUCGCUGCACUUGGCGGCCUCUGCCUCCUUCUAGCUUCCUCCCUCCUCUACGUGGCCUGUCUUCAGGGAGGCAGACGAGGGCGGCGAAGGAAAUACUCUCUGGGUCGGGCAGGCCGGGCAGGGGGCUCGGCCGUGCAGCUGCAGACCGUUUCAGGCCAGUGUCCUGGAGAGGAAGAGGAGGGCGACGACGGGGAGGGGCCUGGGGGACUGGAAGGUGGCUGCCUCCAGAUCAUCCCUGGGGAGGGAGCCCCAGCCCCACCACCCCCACCGCCCCCACCCCCGCCGGCCGAGCUGACCAACGGGCUGGUGGCUCUGCCCAGCCGGCUGCGCAGGAUGAACGGCAACAGCUACGUGCUCCUGAGGCAGAGCAACAACGGAGUGCCAGCGGGGCCCUGCUCGUUCACGGAGGAGCUCAGCCGCAUCCUGGAGAAGAGGAAGCACACGCAGCUCGUGGAGCACCUGGACGAGAGCUCUGUCUGAGCCCGGCCUCUUAGGACAAAUGCUCUUCCAAGCCAGCCUGUCUGCCCCAGGCCGGGCUGCUGUUUCCCCCACACAGCCACUCUGUCGUCACCCCCCCCAACUCCAGGCCCUUCUCCCAACUUUUUGAUGUCCCUGUAGGGCUAGCAGAGUCAGGCCCAGCCAAAGCCCCCUCCUCAGUCUCCACAGACCCAUCUGUGAGCAGCCCAGGCCAACCGGUGCUCCUCAGAGGUGGGUACUCCCUCAGGACGUGGUAUUCUGUAGACCCGGUCCCGGUUCCUAUUCCCGUAACCCAAGCACUGGGUUGCCCCAUUUGUCUGCUCAAACCCUUCCUCUUUCUCCCAGGCAGGGCUCUGCAGGUCCAGAUGACCUCAAUGUCACCACCCUCUGCAUGGCCCUAUGUGCUGGAUGGUCCCGAAACCAGACAAGACCUCUGCCAGCCGCCAGAGCCACCUGAGCCCUGCGUACAUUCACAUGUGCACAUGGAUGAAUGUCCAUCAGCUGGGCUGCAGGGCCCCCGCCCCCACCUCCUGGUGCAUUCUUGUAUUUCACCUCUCCUGGACUUUGGGUACCCUUCCAAUUGCCACAUCCCAUACUAUCUAGUCCUCUCCCCUAGUUCCAGACCCAUGUAGUGACCUCUUUGGCAAGAGCUUGGGAACAGGCCAGCCUGGGGAGGUAAGACUGUGUCAUUCCCCUCUUCAUCCUUAAUGUGUAGCCCUUGUGAGCCAACACCCCCAUCCCCUUGGUCACUCUCAGGAGUGACAGACAGAGCCCCAGGCGUGUCCCUUCACACACAUGUGCUUACAUUUCCACAUACAUUUCUGAGCCUCCCUUUGCUGCCUCGGACCUGUCUGUUGGGUUUGGUCCGUGGACAUUUCAGAGGGAGAGCCGUCUCCCGUUCAGCUGUCCUCUCAGACAUUUCCCUAGGAUGGGUGACCAACACUGCAAUGAGCCAGCCUCCCUUUGGGGGACCAAGCAUUUGCUACCCCUAGACCAGAGCAGGGGGAGGAGAUCUGCUGUCUCACCUGGCACAUGAAGCCCGUUCUUGGAACUAUGCAAAGGGCAGAGGCUGGGAGUUUGGAUGCUUGGCUCCCACCCCUGUCCUACCUCACCGGGGCACUUUCAGGGUCCAGGGGCCUCUGAAGUCUCCAGGCCCAUAUGGGACAAUCAAAUCCUGACUGAGCUCCCCUAUCCCCCUUGGGUGAGGAUGACUGUUAUUUUUAUAGCUGAGAAUGUGGAAUCCCCAUGGAUUUUUACUGCCCUUCACCCAACCUCUCCCCCCUCCACCCCACAAUGAAUGUAUUUAUUGUAAGAACGGCUAUACUUCUUUAGGAAUGCCCCCACUCACCACCCAGGUGGGCAGAACAGGCAUGUGACAGAGUGGGGAGCCUGGGUUCAGCUCCUCCCCCUCUUGUUGGUCAAUAAAUGCCCUCUCUCCCCACAGUUCUGUGUGUUCCACUUGGUCUAGGCUGGCUUUCCCUGAUCGCGAGGGGGCACGCUUCUGAGCCUAUGGAUACACUGCUGCAAGAUUUGCUCUGCUCCCCAUAAAACCAUUUGCAGAGAAAACUGGGAUCCUCAGCCUCCAUCUGGCUGCCCUGGGCAGGUACACAGGCCUUUAUAGGGCUCUUACUACUCACUGAUCAUGGUGAUAAGGGCCUGACAAACAAAAUUACAACUGUUCAAGAAUUCAUACAAAGGACUGUAGGUUUUUACCUCCUGGCUCUUUUCCUCACCAUUCCUCCCCCUUGCUUUAGCUAAGCCUAGAAGAUGCUCCCUGUUUAUCAGUUCUCUCACUCAUCCACAGGAAGCUUUUCAGUACCUCCCCUCCCCCAACAAGGGACAACAUGAAUUCUUUUCUGCAGAGGGGCCUGUCUUGGGAAAUAGUUAGGACCCCGGCAAGCUUGUUACCAGGGAUCUGACCUUAGAAUCACUCUCCAAGGGUCCAGACUAGAUUAACCACAUGGCCUUUGAUACUAGCCAUCCUGAAGGGUUAUAUGUUCUGCUUCUGGUUUUAGAAUAAUGAAAAGUGAGGUUAUUUGUUAAAUCUACACAUAUUUUGAAGGCCUCAAGUGUAAACGUGAGUAUGUUUAUUAACCUCAGGUUUUUUUUUUUAAUUUAAAGCUUGUACUUAUUUGUACUUAUUUGACGGGGGUUGGGGGGAGAAGCAGACUCCCGGCUGAGCAGAGAGCCUGA